This is a messenger RNA of Rodentolepis nana, 216 nucleotides long. NCBI's taxonomy places the organism in Eukaryota, Metazoa, Platyhelminthes, Cestoda, Cyclophyllidea, Hymenolepididae. The record is from the annotation of a GenBank genome assembly.
AUGGCAGGCUUUCAGUUAACUAAUAGCAGUUCAUUAGCCGUCUUCUUGCUUCCCAAUAUCUCUGGAUUUCCGUCGUUGUCUUUAGGGCUGGACUCCGAAUCAGGUGGGUCUUCUGUAUUUCCUCCUGUAAGUUACAUAGAGGGCAUGUGGGUUGAGUAUAUACUCCCAAUCUGUGAAGAUGUUUUGCCAAGCAAUCGUGUCCGGUACGUAGUCUGA